AUGGCAGCAAGACCCAACAUUCCACCCGCGGUUCCAAUACCCCGAGGACUCAUACCAUCUGGUAUCGACUGGCGAAGAAUCUUCUCUACGGGAUUACAACUUGCCGGAACUGCAGCUUUGGGUUAUGCUGCCAUCAGUACCUUCGGUGCUUCGCUCUCGGUCGCUACUCCAGGUAUCACCGCUCUCAAAACCAAAGCAUUGACUACCGCCUCCGCAAAAGUCCCUGGAUUCGCAUCUACCAUGGGAUGGCUCUCGGGUCCCACCACUACCGCCAAGACUGCGAGAGUGGCUGCUACCGUUAUAGGAUAUUACAAAACGGGUCAAAUGGUUGAAGUCGUCAUAGGGCAUACAGCGAUCAUCCUUUUCCAAGCUGUCUCUCUCGGCGCGUUAGUUCGACACGCUAAACUCGUUGGAAUGCCCUUAACUCACGAAGCAAUCCUACUCGAACUCUUCACUUUAAUCGCUAGCAGUAUCGGCCUUACACUCAAUACCCUCGCUGCGACUUAUUACAUCAUCCUUGGUCCCAUGUCUAUCGGUGCUACCGCCGUGACGAUCGAAAGUGCAAUCAUUGCUGGUAAAGGGACCACAAUGGCUAUGGCAUACUUAGUCAAGAAGGUAAAGGGUACACCUAGACGUACACCUAGAAACACAAGUCCCGGUACUGGUGUUGGUGUUACUCAAGAGGACGACAAUGAUUCUGACUCCGAUUCUGAAUCAGAUGAAUCCAUCAUUGAUAAAGAGGAUUACAACAUGAAUACCCCAUUCGAAUUAUCAGAGAAUGUGAUGGGCAUUCCUGUUCCAGUCCACGUUCCUAGAUGGGUUUAA
This is a messenger RNA of Kwoniella shivajii, 825 nucleotides long. RefSeq lists its product as uncharacterized. Bases 1 to 825 code for a protein of 274 amino acids. The record is from RefSeq and is a predicted model, not a curated record. The transcript is spliced from 2 exons. NCBI's taxonomy places the organism in Eukaryota, Fungi, Basidiomycota, Tremellomycetes, Tremellales, Cryptococcaceae.